AUGAGUCCAGACUGCUGGAGUGAAUCCGAGCGCUGCCACGCGAUUCUCCGUACAUGCAGAGUACCUUACAUCGAGAUCGUACCCAACACCCACUCCUCGGCGCCUCGCCCACCUCGCAGUUUGCUCCUAUAUCACGUCGCUAAGGGUCAUACUCUGGCAAAGUUUGUUCCUGUGGUUGUCGAACAGGAGCAAGAGGAUAUGGUCAGGAAUACUCCACUACGCCCAGCAAUGAACGUCGAAACCACUUCUCAGCUAGGUUUAUGGUGGUGGGAUACUUCAAUGCCGUUCGAUAGAUCAGGAUUGACGACCAUGGAGAAUCCGUCCGUUAUGGUGGUUCGGCCAAAUGGCGGGACACCUGGUGCUGCGACUGCGCUCGAGGAGUAUGAAACCCGAUACUUCGGGCGACCCAUAGGCCACUCACUCUUCUUGAUAUUGGAAGAUAACCCCGGAAUCAUCGGGGUAAGUAUCUGA
Molecule: messenger RNA, 471 nt
Organism: Aspergillus puulaauensis
Lineage: Eukaryota; Fungi; Ascomycota; Eurotiomycetes; Eurotiales; Aspergillaceae
Exons: 1
Coding region: 1-471 (156 amino acids)
Source: RefSeq, a predicted model, not a curated record